CAGGCAAAUGUUUAUCAUCGCAGCGACUGGAAUGCAAAAAUGAUUUCUCUUGUCUUUCUUCUGCUCAUUGGAGCCGCUUUUGCCACAGAGGAUGACAAGAUCGUUGGAGGGUAUGAGUGUACGUCCUACUCCCAGCCCCAUCAGGUGUCUCUGAACUCUGGAUACCACUUCUGUGGUGGCUCCCUGGUCAACAAGGACUGGGUUGUGUCUGCUGCUCACUGCUACCAGUCCCGUAUUCAGGUGCGUCUUGGUGAGCACAACAUUGCCAUAACUGAGGGUAAUGAGCAGUUCAUCUCUUCUUCUCGUGUGAUCCGUCACCCCAACUACAGCUCCUACAUCCUUGACAAUGACAUCAUGCUGAUCAAGCUGAGCAAGCCUGCCACCCUCAAUGCUUAUGUGCAACCUGUUCCUCUGCCCAGCAGCUGUGCCCCUGCUGGCACCAUGUGUACUGUCUCUGGAUGGGGCGACACCAUGAGCUCCACUGCCGAUAGCAACAAGCUUCAGUGCCUGAACAUCCCCAUCCUGUCCUUCAAGGACUGUGACAACUCCUACCCUGGCAUGAUCACUGACUCCAUGUUCUGUGCUGGAUACCUGGAGGGGGGCAAAGACUCUUGCCAGGGAGACUCCGGUGGCCCUGUGGUGUGCAACGGUCAGCUCCAGGGUGUUGUGUCCUGGGGUUACGGGUGUGCCGAGAGGGAUCAUCCUGGUGUCUACACAAAGGUGUGCCUCUUCAACGACUGGCUGAGCAGUACCAUGGCCACAUUUUGAGUCUGAUCCUAGAUUCAGAUCUACAGCUUUUCUUUUGGCAUCAUCCUGUGCAGUUCAAUACUGAAAAAUAUUGAAAAUGUAACAUUAUUUCAGUGUACUGAGUUUACAUCACGGAAACGUUGAUUGCAAGUGCAAUGCUCACAUUGGUUCCAGUUAAUAAAGCUGUGCAACAUGAACAAUA
This is a messenger RNA of Esox lucius (northern pike), 949 nucleotides long. Its product is annotated as trypsin-2-like. NCBI's taxonomy places the organism in Eukaryota, Metazoa, Chordata, Actinopteri, Esociformes, Esocidae. Gene Ontology annotation, molecular function: serine-type endopeptidase activity. The record is from RefSeq and is a predicted model, not a curated record. Gene Ontology annotation, biological process: proteolysis. The transcript is spliced from 6 exons. The coding region runs from base 40 to 768 and encodes 242 amino acids.